AGCGGUUCCAAAAUGAUGCCAAAGUUGAAAUGAAGGAGAGGGAAAACGAAGAGCUUUGUAUACAUAUGCUAUUAAUCGAUGGUGAUAUUAUGGUUGUCAAAUUAGUAAUAAAUUUCACCACCUGAUAGCGUACCUGUAGGAUCGUAAGGAGUAUAGCACCUUAACGUUAUCAUCAAUUUCGCUCGGAAAGUGAUUGUACAGUCGUUAGUUUUUUGUAAUGCAACACGACGUCUGAUCAGUUGCAGUUAAAUAGAUGAUACAAGGACUCGAAAGGACGACCGCACAUUGGAUGCCCAAGUUCGAAACCAUGAAUUGGUUGGAAAAUUAAGCUUGAAUUGAAUCAGAGAUAUGCUUAAACUAUAUAUUUUGCCGUUAGCUUAGAAAAUCGCGAAUAAGUAAUAAAAAUAUGGUACCGACAAUGGACGUAGCCAAGUAUGCAGCUGUUCAUAGCGGAAGUGCCGAUGGCGCAAAGCAAAACUGUGAAGGGAAACAAAACUGGGCACGAAUAAAGAGAACGUGCGAUGUAGUUGUGUUUCAAUAGCUAACAGGCAGCGAGUUGUGGCGUUCGCGAUAGUGGCAGUUAGAUAUGGUAAACCAGCUGUGCAGAAACCAACCAUAACUGGUUACCGUACGCACAGUCUGGUCACGGAAAAUAGCAAGAAAACAUAAGUUUCGUGCGUUAGUCUUCCCACGGAGAGGAAGGAAAUAUUGAAACGAUGGUGGUUUGUAAAAAAUGUCAUAUGUUGUUGGUUGUAGCUGUAAGUUUAUUAUUCGCACGUGUGGUUUGCCGUAAUCCACGAGGAUCGUUAAUGACUCGCAAACGACCAGCGUUAGACACCGAGCAACUUCUACCAAGCGCAUCGAGCAAAAUGUUUUCGCGUGAUACUUCCACUAGUAGUGACCACAGACAAGACCAUGCACGAACGAUACAUCCUCUUGUAAGUUAUCUGCUGCCGCCAGAAACUUCAUUUUCGGAUCGUAAGCAAUACAGGUCUAUACUGCUAGCGAACGGAUUACACGCACUGUUGAUAGCUGACCCAACGGAUCAAUCAGUGGCUCAGCCUGAACAGGAACAGUAUGAAAUUGAUGGAAACAGGCUUCGUACCGCAAGUAGUUCUGCAUCAUCUGAUGUUGAAGAAUCGAAUGAGGCGGAUCAUGAUGAGCAGCCAAAAAGUGAAACGAGUUUUCGUACCGAAUCGGACGAUGAGAGCAGCAAUAGUGCUAAUGAAUCAAUAAUUAUAGAUGAAGUUGAAGGCGAAAAACUGGCUGCAGCCGCCCUGUGCGUUGGUGUUGGUUCAUUCAACGAUCCCCGUCACGUACAAGGUCUUGCGCACUUUCUGGAACAUAUGAUUUUUAUGGGAAGCAAAAAGUAUCCCCGGGAAAACGAAUACGAUUCGUACAUCAGUAAAUGUGGCGGCUUUGACAAUGCAGUAACGGAUUUGGAAGAAACAACAUUCUAUUUUGAAAUUGACGAAGCACAUUUAGACGGUGCUUUGGACCGUUUCGCCAGCCUUUUCACGGAACCACUUAUGUUGCGCGAUUCCGUUUGUCGUGAACGCGAUGCCGUAGAAAGUGAGUUUCAAACGAACAAAAAUCGCUUUUCUUCAGCCCGCGAACAGCUGGUAGCAUCGCUCGGUCGCGACGAUCAUCCGAUCAGUCUAUUUUCGUGGGGCAAUUUGGAAACGUUGAAAAAAAAUAUCACAGAUGACGAGUUGUAUACCGAACUACAUAACUUUCAACGCCGACACUAUUCUGCGCAUCGUAUGCAUUUUGCGGUGCAAGCACGGAUGAGCCUAGACGAACUUGAGGCUCUAACGGUGAAGUAUUUUUCGGCCAUUCCUUCGAACUGGCUUCCGGCGGAUAAUUUAUCAUCAAUGUUCAACGAAACAAACGCAUUUAGAAUGGAAUACUACAAUAAGCUUUAUGUGGUCAAGCCCAUUUCAGACGUGUGUCAACUGGAUAUAACCUGGUGUUUACCGCCUUGUGUAAAGGAUUACCAUGUAAAAGCAAUUGAUUACAUUUCGUAUGUUAUGGGCUUCGAGGGAAAACACAGUUUAACUAGCUACCUUCGCAAGAACUCGUUAGCUCUAGAUGUGCACACGGGUGCCAGUUCAGGAUUCGAGAAGAAUUCUCUUUACACGCUGUUCACCACUUCGAUAACUAUGACCGACCAUGGAUUGCAAAAUGUCGAGCAAAUUUUAAAAGCCGUUUACUCGUUCAUACGUUUACUAAAGUUCCAGGGACCUGUUGAAUGGAUUUUCAAAGAAUUGCAAGAACUGGAAGCAACGUCCUUUCGUUACCGUAAAGAAAAAGAAGCAAGUGAUAAUGUAGAAGAGUUGGUUGUUAACAUGCGAUACUACCCACCGGAACAUAUUAUCACUGGUUCGGAACUUUACUUCAAAUAUGAUCCUAGUGAAAUAUGGACAAUUAUCAACAACUUGAAUGAGCCAAAGUUUAAUCUUAUGAUAUCAUCUACAAAACCGUUUAGGAAUGUUACGUACAACCGUACAGAGACUUGGUUUGGAACUGAAUACGUAGAACUAGAUGUUCCAGAAGAAUGGCAGCAGUUGUGGGAAACAGCUGAACCUAUGCCAGAAAUACAACUACAGGAAAAAAAUCAAUACAUUUCGACUAACUUCAGUAUACUAGCGGAUGAAGACGAUUCAAUACAAGUGCCACUGUAUCCGGAGAAAAUAGUUGAAAAUGAUAUGUGUGAACUGUGGUUCCGCCAGGAUACCAAAUUCAGACUGCCUUUGGCGCUUAUGUAUUUCUAUAUUAUUUCUCCAUUGCCAUUCAACAAUCCAAGAAGCUCAGCUUUGGCAGGAUUCUUUAUAUCGAUGGUUAAAUUUCAAAUAGCAGAGGAACUGUACCCCGCCGAAGUAGCGGGUUUGAAUUAUGAGCUAUAUCCAGCUGAGAAGGGGCUGGUGCUAAAAAUUGAUGGAUACAAUGAAAAAUUGCCCAUCAUAGUGGAUGAGAUUUCGGCCACGAUGGGACGAUUUGCAGAAAUUUUCCGAGAAAGCGUAUUCGAUGUGAUUAAAGUAAAACUGGAGAAAGCAUACUACAACGAGCUGAUGAAGCCUAAUAAACUAAAUAGGGAUGUUCGUUUGAAGCUAGUGCAGUUGAACCACUGGACAACGUGGGAGAAAUUUGAGCAUAUGAAAAAUUUCACAGCCAGCGAUGUACGUCAAUUUGCAAAAGAUUUCUUCAAGGGCUUGAGAAUCCAAGCCCUUGUGCAGGGUAAUAUGCAUAAAGAGGGGGCUCAACAAGUGAUGUACAAAGUUUUGAACAAUUUUAACGGAUCUCCAAUUCAAGAUCUAAAAACCAUUGAAUCGAAGGCACGUGAAAUUCCUGUCGGUGAUAAUUAUCUGAGAGUUUCCAACUUCCGGGAACGGGAUGUAAAUACUGUAACUACAACUUUCUAUCAAGCAGGACCAGUUACACCAUUUUUACACGCCUGCCUAGAAUUACUAGUUUCGUUGUUGGAAGAACCACUGUUUGAUGUGUUGCGCACCAAAGAACAACUGGGCUAUGAUGUGUCAACUACGCUGCGCGAUAAUGCUGGAAUAUUGGGAUUUUCGAUAACGGUACAUUCGCAAGAAAACAAAUUCAGUUACCGUUACAUAGAUGAGCGAAUCGAAUUAUUCAAUAACCAUUUUGUGCAAGUGUUGAAUGAAAUGACCGAGAAAGAUUUUGAACUUGUGAAAACAUCCUUAAAGCACAGAAAACAGGUUGUUGAUACUGAGCUGAAAAAUGAAGCUUCUCGUCAUUGGGGAGAAAUCACAACGGAGGAGUACAUAUUCAACCGCAACAAGCUCGAAGUAGAGCAAAUCGAGAAAUUAUCAAAAGUGGACGUUUCGCAACUAUUUCAUCGUUUAGUGGUGGAUUCAGGCAGUAGAAGAAAACUUUGCGUACAGGUCGUUGGAAAAAAUGAAAAUCCUACUGAGGACAACGUAACAUUACCUACCAGCAAGAUGGAUACAUAUGAUGGUACGAAUUUUCAUCUAAAGUACAUUGAUUCUCAAGUUCAGUUAGAUGACAAUUGCCAGUAUAUAAAAGAUAUCGACACCUUCGCAGAGCAGCUAAAGGUGUACACAAUGGCAAAAAUAGACUUCAGUGUUGAAAAUUGAAGCUAAACCAGAUGUUUGCGAUGAUUUGUCGAACCUUCGUGUUGUGGCUUUAUUUAUUAUUUUGUUUUUGGUGCUUUUCGGCCUGUUGUCGACGGUGUUGAAGGAUAAAAUUAUUGAAGUUAAUCUCUUCAGCUUCAUCGUCCCCUAUGGAAUAUGUAUCAAAUAAAAAAAAAGGUUAAAUACAAAUUACUGAUCGUAAAA
Molecule: messenger RNA, 4328 nt
Organism: Anopheles funestus (African malaria mosquito)
Lineage: Eukaryota; Metazoa; Arthropoda; Insecta; Diptera; Culicidae
Product: nardilysin-like
Exons: 12
Coding region: 717-4127 (1136 amino acids)
Biological process (GO): proteolysis
Molecular function (GO): metalloendopeptidase activity; metal ion binding
Source: RefSeq, a predicted model, not a curated record